This is a messenger RNA of Anthostomella pinea, 888 nucleotides long. The record is from the annotation of a GenBank genome assembly. Lineage: Eukaryota; Fungi; Ascomycota; Sordariomycetes; Xylariales; Xylariaceae.
AUGGCAACGAACAUCACCACGUCGGAUGCGCCCGACCCGCGGGCCGCCGAGCUCGCCAACGCGACGACGUCUCACCGACAGGGCAACUUCGUCAUCUCGACGCGCAAGCUGCCCAUAUCGAAGGCGGGCCCCAUCGAGGCGAUGGAGAAGGACCUGGGCAUCCCGGUGCCGGAGAUGAUCUUCGGCGACAACGUCAUGGCCGUGGAGCACGCGCCCAGCAGGUGGCGGCUCGAGUUCAACGCGCGCAACGCCCUGGACGGCGUCGACAAGACGGGCGAGCAGAUGCUGCAGGUGGCGCACGCGUCGAGCUGGAGCGCGAGCCGAGAGCAGACGAGCGCGGGCAUCAAGGAGGUCGUCAAGCCGUUCGACUGGAGCUACACGACGACGUACAAGGGUACAGUGAUCGUCUCAGGGGGCGGUGCUGGUGAAGGGCAACACAAUCACGAACGCGGCCCUAACUGGACGGGCCAAUUCCAACCCGACGACACGCCGAUCCCGAUCGAGCUGCUCAAGCGGCGCGACCCGAUCCUGUUCAACGACGAGGUCGUGCUGUACGAAAGCGAGCUGGACGACAACGGCGCGAGCGUCAUGACCGUCAAGGUGCGCGUCCACGCGCAGCGCAUGCUGCUGCUGUGCCGCCUGUUCAUGCGCCUCGACAAUGUCGUCGUGCGCGUGCGCGACACGCGGGUCUAUGUCGACUUUGAUAGCGAGACGGUGCUGCGCGAGGUCACCUGGAAGGAGGGCCGGUUCGAGGACGUCAAGCAGAGACUCCUCGGCCGGGGCAUACGACCCGAGGGCUUCGCGGCGGCGCUGCGUGAUUCCAGCCAGGUCGCCGAGAUACUCCCCACAGUGAACAUGUGGAAGGACAGCGUCAUGUUGAUGCCAUAG